Molecule: messenger RNA, 891 nt
Organism: Saccharomyces mikatae IFO 1815
Lineage: Eukaryota; Fungi; Ascomycota; Saccharomycetes; Saccharomycetales; Saccharomycetaceae
Gene: SEC28
Product: coatomer subunit epsilon
Exons: 1
Coding region: 1-891 (296 amino acids)
Biological process (GO): endoplasmic reticulum to Golgi vesicle-mediated transport; retrograde vesicle-mediated transport, Golgi to endoplasmic reticulum; intra-Golgi vesicle-mediated transport
Cellular component (GO): COPI vesicle coat
Molecular function (GO): protein binding; structural molecule activity
Source: RefSeq, a predicted model, not a curated record
AUGGAUUACUUUAGUGUCAAGCAGAACUACUAUACGGGGAACUUCGUGCAAUGUUUGCAGGAAAUAGAGAAGUUUAACAAGGUCACAGAUAACACGUUAUUGUUUUACAAGGCUAAGACUCUUUUAGCGUUAAGUCAAUACCAACCACAAGAUCCCACUUCUAAGCUUGGAAAAGCGCUGGACUUGUACGUCCAGUUCUUAGAUACAAAAGAUAUCACUGAAUUAGAGGGUUUGUUAAAGGAUAAACAAAGUUCGCCAUAUGAGUUACACCUUUUGGCCAGUGCUCAAGCUAUCUUGGGUGACUUGGAUGCAAGUUUGGAGACAUGUGUGGAAGGUAUCGACAAUGAUGAGGUGGAAGGAACUACUGAAUUAUUGCUACUUGCCAUCGAGGUUGCUUUGUUGAACAACCAGGUCUCUACUGCUUCCACUAUCUUUGACAACUACACUAAUGCUGUUGAAGAUGGCAUUGCUGGUGACAACGAAAUGAUUUUGAACCUUGCUGAAUCGUAUAUUAAAUUUGCCACUAACAAGGAAACAGCGACAUCCAAUUUUUACUACUAUGAGGAGCUCUCCCAAACCUUUCCUACUUGGAAAACCCAGUUAGGGUUGCUAAAUUUGCACUUGCAACAAAGAAACAUAGCUGAGGCUCAGGGUAUUGUCGAUUUAUUGCUUUCUGACUACUAUAGCGUUGAACAAAAAGAAAAUGCUGCAUUGUACAAACCUGCUUUCUUGGCAAACCAAAUCACGCUUGCUCUUAUGCAAGGCCUUGAUACUGAAGACCUGACAAACCAAUUGGUAGAUCUAGAUCAUGAGCAUGCAUUCAUCAAACAUCACCAAGAAAUCGACGCAAAAUUUGAUGAAUUAGUGGAAAAAUAUGAUCUUUCGAAGUAA